Trifolium pratense (red clover) is the source of this 763-nucleotide messenger RNA. RefSeq lists its product as uncharacterized. The annotation marks the transcript as partial. The transcript is spliced from 2 exons. Gene Ontology annotation, molecular function: ureidoglycolate hydrolase activity. The record is from RefSeq and is a predicted model, not a curated record. NCBI's taxonomy places the organism in Eukaryota, Viridiplantae, Streptophyta, Magnoliopsida, Fabales, Fabaceae.
UUCUAUAUUAUGCAUCUUGAAAAUCGCCCACUUAAGUUUUCUAAUAUCACACAUCAUGCAAGUGUGACUCAGUGCCUUGGGUCCAUUGGUGGUAAUGUUUGGUAUCUUGGAGUGGCUAAGUCAUCCAUUGUUGAUUCAAACGGAAUCAAGGACGAGACAGUGGUGCAGUCACGCAGCGGUCAUUUUUAUGCACCUCCUGCCAUUGAGGAUGUCCAAGUUUUCAAGAUUGCAGGUUCUAAAUAUCUCAAGCUUAAUCGAGGGACAUGGCAUGCUGGUCCUCUAUUUAAGUCUGAUACAAUGGACUUUUACAAUCUUGAGCUGAGCAAUACAAAUGAGGUUGAUCAUACCACACACAACUUUGACAAAGAAAACGGAGUGGUUUUUUCGAUCAAUGAGUAAUUUGAGCUUUAUGUAGUUUCCAGCGUUUCGAAUGAUUCUGCUUAUUAUGUGUCAUCAAAUGACAGAUUAUUGUAUAUACAAAAGUUGAAGCAAUUGGACACAGCUCCAAGGUUGAUCAAAGAUUAGUUUAUCAUACUUACAACCUGUGAAAGAUGAAAGAUAAUCGGAUCCAAAUCAUCAAGAGUUUUCAGGCAAUGCCAUUUACUGCAUUAUGUACGAAGCAUGAGGACUACAUGAGUUACUACAUUAAACUUUACCUUCCUAGCCUACUGCACGAGCAAUUUCCAUAUGAUCAUGAACAAAAUUGUAAUAAUUUCAAUGUAAUCUCAUAUUAACAAAUCAAUCAAUGUUAUUCUAACUUUAA